This is a messenger RNA of Caretta caretta (loggerhead turtle), 2835 nucleotides long. The record is from RefSeq and is a predicted model, not a curated record. NCBI's taxonomy places the organism in Eukaryota, Metazoa, Chordata, Testudines, Cheloniidae.
GAUUAUAAAUUCUAAUUCUAUAGUAUGAGACAAUAUAUUCAUGUAAUGUUUAAGAAAAGUUUUGUAAAUGAGUUCCAAUAGUUCAUGGAUUAGGGACUCGAUUUUAUGGGGUUCCAGAGGCUUCUGUGUAGAUUAUUUAGAUUAAUCUUUUUAUCUACACAACGGGACUCAGUGCUGACUCUAAAAGAUACCAUCAGAGAUACUUAGUUUUGCAGUUCUCAAACUGUGGAUUUAUGUCUCCAGAGAUAACAUGCUUGUGAACAGCAAAAAUGUUUUUAAAUAAAUAAAUACUAUAUGGAGGUGAGAAAUAACAGACAUCAACCCUAUUGUCCCUCUGCAAAUUUGUGUACACAGAGUCAAUCCCUUACCUCUCUAAAAGUGCAAAGUUUCAAAUGAAUAGAAGAUUGUUGGGGGCGGAAUAGAUCUGGACAAGGAGAAGAAGUCUGGAGAUAAAUGUGGGAGGGGAGGGACAGGCAGUAGAAACAAAAGUGAAACUGUUUGAGCAGCAUAUUCCAGAAGCCUUGAGGUCUUUCUCAGUGUAGCCUUCAUUGAUUUGAGAUCUACCAUACCAUUCUCUCACUAGAAGGGAAAAACCUAUAAUGGCAGCAGACCGUAAAAGAGACCCAGUUUGGGAAUAUUUUAAUGAAGUUCCUCUACCUGUGGGUAAGACGGGCAUGCGUGCAAAAUGCAAACAGUGCAACAAAGAAAUGCAAGGCUUGGUUACCCAAAUGAAACAACAGCAUGAGAAGUGUUCCUUCUCAGGAGGAAGCUGCGUUGAAGAUGAUGAAAGGAACAUGUCUGAACAUGCAGGACCUUUAGGAGAAUCCAUCCUCAACAUACAGGAUUCUGAAGACUAUCCACCUUCAAGAUCAUCAUCAUUUUCUAUAGUUUCAGAGUUACCUGCCAAUGAUAGUGUUUCAGUCACAUCAUGUAUGUCACACAGCCACAGUAUAUCACCUGUUGCAAAAAGAAAGAAAUAUCUACAACAUCCAGGAACAACCAUAGAUAAGUUUGUGAUAAGAACCAGCAGAUUACAAAAUGGGGUAAUUGAUGAAAAAAUUGCCUGGUUUCUUUAUGCAACAAACUCUCCUUUCCGUAUGAUUGAGAGCCCAUGCUUCAUUAACAUGAUUCAGUCAUUAAGACCAGCAUACAGUCCACCCAACAGAGCAGAUGUUGCAGGCAAAUUGCUGGAUAAAGUGUAUGAAAGAGAAAUUGAGCAGUUUGCAAAAGGUCUAGAGGGUGAAAUUGUUAACCUGAGUCUUGAUGGGUGGAGCAAUGUCCACAAUGAUCCUGUUGUACCUGCUUGUGUGACAACAGAAGAAGGGAAUGUCUUCCUUACAGAAACAAUUGAUACAUCAGGAAAUGUACACAGAGCAGAAUACUUACAAGAAGUAGCAGUAAAAGCUAUAACAAACUGUGGAAAAAAUUCAAAUGUCUAGUAUGCAGCUUGGUCACAGACAAUGCUGCAAAUGUAUCCAAGAUGAGAAGAAAUUAUUUAGAAGAGAGUCGCAAGCUAAUAUCAUUCGGUUGCUGUGCUCAUUUGAUGCACCUCCUAGCCAAAGACUUCAGUGUUCCACAAAUAAAAGCUAAUGUUGUUGAAAUUGCAAAAUACUUCCGUAUCAACCACUUUGCAGUAGCUGCUCUGAAAAAAGUGGGAGGAACCAAGCUAACGGUCCCACAAGACGUGCGAUGGAACUCAGUAGUGGACUGUUUUGAGCACUAUAUCAAGAACUGGCCUAACCUGCUGACAGUUUGUGAACAAAGUAGUGGGGGAAAAAAUGGCACUAUCACAGCCCAAGUUCUCAACAUUGGGCUUAAGAGAAAUGUUGAACACAUGCCGAGUACCCUGAAGCCUAUUUCUGUAGCCUUGAACAAAAUGCAGGGAAAUCGCUGUUUUAUUGCUGACGGUGUUGAAAUUUGGAAGGAACCGAGGGAGAACUUAAAAAGAGAAAUAUGCAAUGACAGAGUUAAAUUACAAGCGUUAAAAAAAAAAAGAAUGGGACAAGCACUACCUCCAGCUCAUUUUCUUGUAAAUAAUCUCAAUACUCGGCACCAAGGUCAAACCUUAACUGCUGAAGAAAAGGAGUUGGCUAUGACAUGGACAUCCAGCAAUCAUCUCUCCAUAAUGCCAACUAUAAUAAACUUCAGAGCUAAGAGUGAACCAUUCAAGAAAUGUAUGUUUGAUGAUGUUUUAAAGAAAGUUACAUCAGUGAACUGGUGGAAGUCACUUAAGCACUUGGAUUCAGAGACUGCUGAAGUGAUGAUCUCGCUUUUAACAGCAGUAGCUUCUUCUGGUGUAGAAAGAUUAUUUUCUUCCUUUGGACUAAUUCAUUCCAAAUUGAGAAAUUGUUUGGGAUCUGAAAAAGCAGGAAAGCUUAUUUUUCUCUUCCAGAUUAUGAACAAACAGGAAAAUGAAGGUGAAGAUGACUGAGUUAGCUGCAGAAGCCAAUAUUUUAAGUUUCUCAUGUUGACCUGGCUGACAUAGUCAAUUUAAUUUUUGUUGGGUUUUUUCAAUAUUUCAUUUAACUAUUUUAGUUUAAAACAAUUUUAACCAAAACAAACUGAUUUUAAAAAACUUGACUUUUUAAAUUAAAUUCAUAUGCUUGUUUUGUUAAAAUAUUAUGUUUGCUGUUGAAGAAAAACAUCCAGAAUACAUAACGUUGUUGUUGUUGUUUUUAGUUGAAUAAAACAAUUUAAAUGUCUGUCUGGUGAUGUUCUCCUCCUAAUGCAGCAUGGCAAGAAAAUCCUCCAAAUAUUAAUGAUUAACCUGUUGAACUGGAGAUAGUUUACCUCCCAGUGACUUCGUAAAUAUCCAUUUCAAUUACCUUUGGUAAA